CAUGUCUUUGGACUGCAUCAUGCUAAAGCAAAACAUAUAGUAACUAAAUUCUCAAAAACUUUGGCUUCCUUCCUUAUUCCAAGAUGCCAACCAAAAUGGUGAGUUGCAGCAGAGGUAAGGCAGUGCUAGUAAGGGUAUAUGCUGAGAAGCAUGGGAAGAGGAGAUCAUCAAUUCAACAGCAUCGCCACCACCACCACGUCCAUCAAACAUUUAGACAAGAGGCACAUAGUUCUGCAAGUAAGGGAUAUGAUAGAAGAGCAGGGUUGCUUAACUACUCGCAUCAAUUACGCGCGUCCGCAAAAGGAACAUCUGCAUCUUCCACACCCUUACUCUCCAUGUCUACUAACAUCCAUGUUCACACAGCUACAACCAAGAUGACCUCUCCCAAGAAAAAGCCCAAUUAUACUGGAACACCAACUUGCUUUGGCAAUUGGAAACUAUUGAUUCCAAGCUUCUUAAGAUCAUGGUGCAAUGCCCCAAAAAAGAAGAAAAAGAAAAGGAGAGGAAGGAAUUUCUUUUCGAAUGUGUACUCAAUAAGACGGACGCGUGCUUGUGUUUAGGAUCAAUUUUGUUGUGGCUUUUCACUUUUCUCAAUGGUGCAAUGUCUCGAUACAGCUAAGUUUUUGUCUUACCUAACUGCCAAUUAUUGAUAAGCACAUUCAAACUGCUUGAAUUGGCUCUACAUCGUCAUUUAUAGGUGUGCUGGACCAAGACUCCAAUUUAUAUAUCUAGAAAUCUUAUUCAGUAUUUCAUUGAUUUAUAGCUUGCAUCUCAAUAUAAAUAAAUGAAUAAAACACGCCUAAUCACGUAAGAACUAUCAUGGUUAAUGGCACUGUUCAUUAUAACCCGCUCU
Arachis stenosperma is the source of this 853-nucleotide messenger RNA. RefSeq lists its product as uncharacterized. The coding region runs from base 84 to 560 and encodes 158 amino acids. Lineage: Eukaryota; Viridiplantae; Streptophyta; Magnoliopsida; Fabales; Fabaceae. The transcript has 4 exons. The record is from RefSeq and is a predicted model, not a curated record.